CACGAGCAAACGUACAGGAGGGGUGUAUGUGAAAAAAGGUAAAAACUGAGGAGAUGUUUGAGAGACUGCAGAGAGAAGAUGGAGAGUUUGAGGGGGUGUGAAUUAAUCAGGGAGGUAUAAUGAAAUUAGUGACCCAUAGACAGCAAGAGAAGAGUAAUGAAAAAGGAGAAGGGGUGAAGCGAGGUGCUACACGCUUUAUGCCAAUUAAAACCCAUUUGAUAUGCAGAACCCAUGGUUUUAAAUAUCUGAUAGCAUCUAAAAGCAGUGCCACACGUUGAGACGUAGAUAACUAUUUGCAUUCAUUUAUAUUCACUACCGUAAUGGAGCCUGAACAUCUGAGUGUAUUUUUAUUUUCAGCCCAAAGGAAAGGAUGAUGCACAGUGUCGCCCAUUCCUUUCCCCUCCCACGGCUAGUAGGAUGAACGGCGGAAGGAAUCAUCUCACUGGUCUGUCUGUUGCUGCUGAAAGGUCAAAUUUUCAGACUGGUCCUUGAGCACCGUUCUAAGCAUCCUACUUCCUCAUUUGAAGCCUUUUAGAAUCAGAGGCUGCUUAGAUCCUGAAAUAUGAAAUGCUCCUGCUGAGUCACACUCAGGCGGACGCUCAGAGAAAGUAAUUAGGGCUGUUUAGUAGUGGCUCUAAUGUUUUUGUUUGUUUGCUGUUACUGCCACGGUUCCUUUACUCUCGGUGCUCCGUCCUCCAUCCAUACGCCCCCUCUUCUCCCUGUCCAAUUAUUUAACUUAGGCAGUCUGCCAGGACGCAUCUUGGCUACCACCCGCAUCGUCUGCCCUCUUAUUCACCAUCUGUGCUCCUCUCUGAAUGCUGUCCCUUCUCAGCCCUUUCUUGCUUUGAUUACAACAAAUUAUCCUCAACAGGACUGGCCAACUGCUCCCUAUUGUUCCAUAGCUCCAACUUUUGAAGUACCCUCUCAGGCUGAAAAUCUAAAUUUACUGUUUUUCUUUUCUUUUGUUGAGCUCUUAGGGAAAAUUUUUUGUGCUCUCUUUGCAGACCCAGUAGUCGGAGUGAUUCUGUCUGUUCCUUCACAGCCAGUGGAGGAGAAAAACGUGUCUCUGACUUGCACAUGGAGCGGUGGGACAGAAGUUACUACCCAGUGGGCCAAAGAUGGCACCGCCAUCACACCUGAUUCCAGAAUCAUCAUCUCCGUUGGCUCUUUGGUAAUCAACCCAGCCAGUCGGGAUGAUACUGGGGACUACACUUGCACUGCCAGCAACAAUGUCAGCGCUCAGACUUCCACAAAGCGCCUCACUGUCUACUAUGGACCUGACACCCCCGUCCUUACUGUUGACUCACCAAAAGAGUGCGUUGGUGGAGGGGACGUGAAGGUGGGACAGACGGUGCGUCUUACCUGUACGUCUGACUCGCUUCCCCCUGCCACCUUCUCAUGGCAGCGAGCUGGACAGACUAUCUCAUCUGGUGGUGGUAGCGGGGUGCUCAGCCUCCAGACGUUCUCGACUAAUGAAAGUGGUCAGUACGUGUGCACGGCCACAAACACCAUCACCAGGGGCACGUCGACUCAGGGCUACGACUUGGCCAUUGUGGAGGAAUGCUUUAAUGGAGGAGAAGUUGCAGGGAUUGUGAUCGGUGCUUUCCUAGCUCUCCUACUUAUUGUGCUCCUCAUUGUUUUCCUUGUUGUUCGUAUGAAAAGGAAUAGAGAGCGGGAACUAGGAAGAAAUGUUGUGUUUGUUCAAGAAGUGGAUCCAAUUCGAAGAACAGUUCCUCAAGAUCCUCAAACUAAUUUCGUAAGGAAUUUGGAUCGAGGUCUCCAGCCUCCUCUCUAUGAGCCGCGCAGACAAGAAAACCAGCCUGAGCGCUUAAUCACCAACAACCUUGAAAACCGGGCGAACCUACGGGCAACAGCUAUGAAUCGUUCACAGGACUUUGAAAUACAGCAACAUAAUAGCCGCAACCUUACAAACUCACUUUUACCAAAUGCCACUCCGAAUUCGAACCCAAAUAAUAGCUUUGACAACCCGGCUUUCACACCUCUGGAUUCUCCGAAUGCAAACAGGGCCUUGAACCUGCAACAGCAGCAGCAGCAGAAUCCAAAUGUUUUGAUUCAGACCAUGCCGGGGCAGGGUAGCAACCAGCCCCCAGCUGUUCAAGUCAGCCUCAAUGCACUACCAAACUCUAAUAUCCCAAACAGCAAUGCUCAACUUCCUACUAUCAAUGUUAACCUCAACUCAUAUCCAGGCAAUGGCCAAACACCUCUGCAGGAAAGCUCUUUUCCUCCUGAUAAUCAGGCCUUUAAUGGAGUUCCACAAACGCAAAAUAACUUCUCAGGUACAAGGCAGUUAAACCAUGCAACACAAAGCAGACGGUCCUAUCCGAAUAACCGGAGACCAGAUGGUCAUGUUAACCCAAAUUUUCAAGGUGAACCUGGACUUAUUCCAACUGGAUAUACACAUUUUAACAAUAAUAUCACAACUCAGCGAAAUGAAACUACACAGACCUACCAGCAGGACCCAGAGUCUCACAGGAGACGAGACAGAGAGUCAAGACAACAUGAGUCAACGCCAAGAUCCAGACAGAGACAGAUCCCAUGGGAUCUUCUCAGAGGAACACCAGCCUACCCCAGUGGGACUCCUGAAAGAGCAAGAGCACAUAUCCAACCUGAAUCUACUUCUGAUUUAGAUUACAGCGCGGACUACACUAUCCGUCCCCCAAUACGGGAGGGAAGGACAUUAAACAGAACGCCUCCUCAGAACCAAACCGUUACAAGGCGUAGAACUCCGCCCAGACAUGAUCCACCCUCAGAGGAUAGUCAGACUCAGACCUAUCAUGCUGAUGAUCGCCACCCAAACACUACCAAUGUUACACCGCCUGGGCGCUCACACCGCACACAGAUAAGCCCCCGAACAGACAGAGAAAAUACUCAGCGAGAGAUCAGAGGUAGCCAGAGUGCCCUCAGGCAGGAAACGACUCACAGCAGUUACCCCCAGGCUAUGCCUCUCAUGAGCCAACAGGCCUCUGCAGGCCAUACUGCUGUGUCCCAAGAACUAGCAACACAACAAGGGCCAACUACAUCACAAGGCACAGAUACAAGGGCUUUGGCUGAUCCCAACCACCUUCAGCAGCCCCACAUGGAACAGCAACACAUAGCUGCACCAGCCCAAACACGGCCAGGUCGGAACACACACACACAGCCUGUCAUGCAGGGUGCCAUCCAGCCUAUUCGUGGGGGCACCAAUCCUGUCCCUGUACCUCCUGCUCAGCCUAAUCCCAGUAACCUAACCCAGGCAGCACUAAAAGCCCACACUGAAAGAGCUAAAGUAUUCCAGAAUCGGAGACAGCAAACACAGGCAACCCUGAUUCACUCUGGCGCAGUGCAGAUUGGAACUACUGCUGCAGGGGGUCGGCAGCCACCUGCCCCUCCCCCCCCCAUCCCCCUGGCAGAGUUCCAAACUCUCCCCAAGGCACGUACCCAACACAAAUCCCCAACAAGGGUUCCCCAGCCUCUCAGACAGAACAUGCCAGCAGCUCAGCGACACCAUGGAGCACCUCGCCACAACACUGCCAUGCCUCACAACCAUCACGGGCACGUGCAUGCAGGUGCACACAGGCACGGUCAUGUGCACGCUCGCGGCCAUGGGCAUCCCGCCCACGCUGCCACAUGGCAGCAACAAGCCCACAGAGGAAGACCAAGAUGAUGACAGAUGUCGGCAGACGAGGCUCUGUAACUGUCCCGCGUGUGCUGUCACAAACAAACAGCUGACAGACGUGAUCUAAUGUUCCGCCAAGCAGGACCGACUCCACAGAUUUUUGCUCUCCAAAAAAAGCUGUCAUUCUAUGCAUGUGGGUUCAGGAUUCAUUCUUCCUGCAAAGAAAAUGAACACAUCACUCAUGGAGAUAUGCUGUUAGUACAGUGUUUUCCUUUAAAAGACACAUAUCUCUCCUUCGAGAGUUUUACUAAAUUAAAUUAUCUGAAUGAUUCCUUAGUUAUAUUAACUAAAAGCUGCACUAUAAGGAUCUCUGCCUGUUCCACAGAGCCACAUGUAAUGUGCUGUUUUCAUUCUCAACUUACUGCUCAUACAUCAAAAUUUGCUCAGAGUGCUAAAAAAAAAGUUCAAUGAUCAAUGGCUCCUGACCAUGUUCACAUCCUCCCAUCCAUUCAUCAACAGAACUAAACAGCUCUCCUGUGAUAAAUUGCUCAAGAAGUCCUUUCAUGAAUAUCUGUGAGCACCUGGACCAGCAGUGGUAAAUGGAAAAGGGACAAGAUGGACUCGGCAGCUAGGAGUGGUGACAGUUAUGAAAGAAGAAAUUAGCAGUAGGGGUGGUCUUGACUCGCACUGAGCUAUUUAUUUUGUGCCUUCUGUUAGCGGAUGCCUCUUCUGACACUUCUCAAUUAAGAGGAUUCGCCUCACUGGUGCUCGGAAAUAACGCUUAGCUUCACAAGGAGGGGGAUCCCAUGAACGGAUGGGCGCUUAUUAAUUAAAUGCUUUUAUGUGACUUAAAUGGCUUGGAAAAUAAUCACACUCAGGCAUGAAUGAGGUCAGCACAAAGCCCUAUACAGUUGCAUUUUUCUGCUGAAAAAGCAGUAUGAUCAUUUUGCUGGGUCAUAGAACUUUUUAUUGUUUAUGUAUUUAUUAUUUAUGAUGGUUGUGCUUUCUGAAGAGAAAAGUGUCGUAGAGGAUUUAUUAUUGAGAAGAGAUCAAUUGAUCUCAGACACUUUAAAGAUAAACUAGAUUGCAUUGUGUAUUUUGCUUACUGGGUACUAUUGAUUGAUCCAAAACGUUGGAAGACUGGCAGAAACCAAGAAAAAUACAUGCUAUGAAUUGCUCUGAGUGCUUUUCACUCCCUCGUUUAAAAGGGUCCACAGCAGAAGCAGUAUUCACUGCAUGUGAUGUCUGUUUCAAGCUCCAGCUCCGGUUUGUUUGCAGAAAGUACUCAAAUAUGUAGUGUGAAUAGGAAGUCUGUUCAUUCAGGACGUAAUGAGCAGUCUGUUUUUUUACCUGCUGUAGGAAGCUGUCAGAAAUAUCUUAGUUUGAAAGGAUGAGUAUUAAUUCUCACUUGAGCCUCAAGCACACAGUUAAUCACAGUCUUAAAAAACUAAAAAAAAGACCUUAAGCAUCCCCUCCCAUUUCAAACAUUUUAUUGCUGUGAUGCUUAAUGCUUUGUUCAUUUUCUCUACUCUUGUGUUUUAUUGAAAUACCAGUUCAGAUCUGAAGUAUGGGCUUAGAGGCACAGUAAAGGCAUUUGAAAUUAAUUGGUAUCAGAGCUCCUGACGGUGCUGAUUGUCGAUGCCUGUCGCUGUUGAGCUGUCUGUGGUCUUAUAGUAGCUGCAGCCAUAAGAAGCUGUUGGCUCUGUUUAUUGUGGCAUAUUGUUGCAAAAAAUGUUUCUCCCACAUUGCAAAACUGAAACCAAGACACUGAGAAUAAAACUUUCCUAUUAGAUAAGCAGGCAACCCAUGGAUUUCUGCUACAAUCUAAACUUUCAAGAACUUGAAAGAACAAGUCAUAUGUGUCUUUAGAAACAAAAGGCAGUUCUGCAGAAAUCCCAGAAUUAAUAAAGUAUUUUUCAACAUCAAGGAAAAGGUUUCCAGUAAUAUGAACACUGCAUUGUCAUUUAAGAGUGGCAUGCAAAAUACUGAUAUAGACCUUAUACCACUGUUGAAAUGUUUCCUAUGUUAUUGCACUGUAGAUCUACUGGGCUUUUGAGUAUAAAGAUGCCACAUUUUAAUGGAUGAUUGGGCUGGGACUGUUCUGCUAAAUGCAUUUUCUUGAAUUUAUUUGGAUCUGUAUCAGGUACAUCCAUACUGUUAAGUUCCUAUUUAAAGUUAUGUAUGUUCUUAUUUACAGAAAUUGCACCAAAUGUAGCUGGCCAGACAAGUUGUGUGAUGGAAAUGUAAUAGGAUUUAACACUCCAUUGUUUUUAUGACAGUUGUCUAAGAAUUUUGUCAGUUGCAGAUCAGACAAUCUAAAUUGGAGUUGUUUAAAUAUGACUGAGGUCUGUGUUGGAGCUUGAAAUCUCAUAAGUUGUUAAACUCACUGUUAGAGCUGUUACACUGUUACUCACUGUUAGAGCUGUUUCUGUUACACAAAUCUAAACUCAAUCAGAGAGUUUUUAAGUCCAGGGAAGAUUUUAACUGAUAAUAAGUAAUACCUUUGACCCUACUUUAAAAAGUCUAACCCCUCACGUUCUUUUAAAAAUGUAUCUCCAUUGGAACCGAUUUACAGAACUGAUUGAAAGGAAAUAUGGAAAGGUUUGUCUUUUUUCCUUUACUGACCAUGGAAAAGAUAAAACAAUCAGCCUGAAUGACUUUUAUCUUCAUUUUAUAGACUACAUACAUAACCGUAACACAAUGUUUUGGGUAUACUGUAGCUGCAUCUCAAUCUUCUCUUAUUUACUGCCAUAUGUUGAAGUUUCAUAAAUUAUCUUUAAAAGUAGCCCAUAUAUUGUUACAGGAUGCCACAGGUGCCUUGUUUUUAUACUCUGUGGGAAUUUGUACGCUGCUUCGUUUUUUUUUUUUUUUUUUUAUGCUACAUGUUUUAAUAAAGAGAUUUGUUACUGGUGUCUCAAUGUAGGCACUUUGGAUUUCAAAGCAUUACUGUCAUCAUAGUGGAGUCUAUUGUCUGGUCCUUUCACUAGAGACUUGCAUGUCCAAAAAGACUUGAUCUCUCCUCAAAGGAAAUUCAUGUUUUGCACUAAAAACAUCUGAAGCAUACCAACAAGUCGGUUCAAAAACCACCUAUUUAUUCUCAAGCUCCUCUGAAUUGCAGUCCUGUCUGCUGCUAUUGUGUGUUUCUACUUAUUCUGUGUGGGUUUGUUGUAAUUAUUCACUGGUGCUUGUGUACACAUUGUGCUUGUUGUUCAGAUGAAUCUGCCUCCUUCCUCUCGUUGUUGAAGUACAGAGCAUGCAUUUAAAUCACAGCUCCAUCCGUCUCCAAAUCCCCUGUUCCUACUUUUACGUCACUUCUGAUGAAAAGUCCUGCUGCUCACUAUUGAAGACACUUCACUGUAUACUAGCACUGUAAUGAGUGAAGAUGGAGUGCAUUUGAGUACCUGUGCAAGAAUAGCUUGGAGCGUUGCCUGCUGCUUCUAGACGAACGCACUGAUUUAUGAAAAGUUUGCUGCAGUUUUACAGAUGAAGUCGUUUGUAGAAUAUCCUGUGCCUACUGUCUCUGUAAUGAAGGGUUAUGUUUAUAGCCUGAACAAUUCAAAUGAAAUACAAGACUGUGUAUGUAGUAGAAAAACAACACGGUAUACCUCAGAACAUGAUGUGUCAACCUUCUCUGGGGCUAUUUGCAUGCAAAUCUGCUCAUGUUGCCCCAGUGCACUGAUUUACUGUGAUUCACUGUGACAACCACAAGUAUAGUAAAUGUUUGCGGAUCCCUCUGGAGAUAGAAAUUAAAGGGAAGCAUAACUCAAGUGCUGUGUAAGUAAAUAGGGAAUAUUUUUGUUAACGAUGAAUGCAGGUUUUUGUGUGUUUCAAGUGGCAAACAUUCCCUACUUCAGCAGUAAAGAAUCUUAAAAGACUGUUGGGAAAGAUGUAAUACUUUAUGUGAUAAAAUCCUCAAUGAAAUUUUCUUUAAAGUCAGCCUAGCUCUGGAAGAUAAUUUUUUAUAAUUUAGAGAUGAUGCAGAGGCACCAAUAAUCAUUGAAUUUAUUCAUUUGAAUGACUUGCCAUUUAAUUAAUAAAUGUCUCCGU
Cyprinodon tularosa is the source of this 7663-nucleotide messenger RNA. RefSeq lists its product as uncharacterized. The transcript has 7 exons. The record is from RefSeq and is a predicted model, not a curated record. The coding region runs from base 638 to 3664 and encodes 1008 amino acids. Lineage: Eukaryota; Metazoa; Chordata; Actinopteri; Cyprinodontiformes; Cyprinodontidae.